AUGGCUUCGUAUUCGCCCCUCCGAACGCACGAUCUAGAGCAUCAACUUGAAGACUCUGAAGACGCUAAUCUUCUCCCCAACAAACACUUUAUCUCUGAGCAUUGUACCGCCGCGGUAGAUCCCCCAUUUGAAUGGCCCGCUUGGACUGCACUGGGACUCUCCAUCCUCGCAGUUGUUUGUGCAUGCACGGUGUAUAUCGCCUCUGCCAGUGUUUCCGGGCCGCGCGAUGCCCAUGGGUUGCGGCAGCCCAACCAAUUUCCAGGUCUCGAAUUUAUCGACGAGCCCCGGGUAAAGCAAAAGGCACCAAAGAUGUACUUCCCAAGCGCCAUCGUACGGGUGAACAAAGCCUUACCUGACCAAAUCUAUACUUCGGGCUCGCACGUUAUCCUGAGCGAGAAUGACUCAAUGUUCUACCAGUGGCACUUAGGCACGUCCAAAUUCACCUCUUGUUACAUCGACAGCGUCGUUCCCACUCCCGACGAUGGUCUUGAGGCCAAUAAGACCUAUACCUCAUCUGGCUCCCUCACCGAAAUCCAGAUUUGGAACGUUACCACUCCUGUUGAGGGCAUGAAGAGGCUCAGCUGGAAUUCGCGACCCCAACGAAUUGCACUGAUGGGCACCGUCGCAUUCCUUCCUGAGAAAGAGAAGAUUGAGCAGCUGCAUUUCGAAGAUGGCUGGCAGUCGCAGCUUCCAACGCGAUUCUCGUGUGGUAAGAAAGCGACUGUUAGCAUCGAGGUUGCCUGCGAUAGUUGUAAACUUGAAUUCGAGCAAAUAUUCUCGAUUCCUCCAUUGGGUUUCGACCUGAUGGAGAUAGGAUAG
This is a messenger RNA of Suillus paluster, 819 nucleotides long. RefSeq lists its product as uncharacterized. The record is from RefSeq and is a predicted model, not a curated record. Bases 1 to 819 code for a protein of 272 amino acids. Lineage: Eukaryota; Fungi; Basidiomycota; Agaricomycetes; Boletales; Suillaceae. The transcript has 4 exons.